This is a messenger RNA of Entrophospora candida, 279 nucleotides long. The record is from the annotation of a GenBank genome assembly. NCBI's taxonomy places the organism in Eukaryota, Fungi, Glomeromycota, Glomeromycetes, Entrophosporales, Entrophosporaceae.
AUGGCCUUAGUAAAAUCAAAGACUACAAAAUUUCAAUCCUGUAAAUGUUUAUCAAUUAUCUUGGAUGAUAAUGAUGAAGACUAUGACAAAGGUGAUAGUGAAGAAGUUUAUGUUUUAAUUGUUAAUAAGAUGGUUGAUUUAAAUAAUCCAAUAUUUAAUGAGGAUUAUGAUGAUUUAAAUGAUAAUAUUGAGGUAGAAGAUGGGAGUAUGGAAGAAAGUUCUGAAGAAGUAUUUGAUUUUGAUGCAAUUCCUGAAAUUUCACCUCCACCAAAUAUGUAA